Messenger RNA from Trichomycterus rosablanca, 1095 nucleotides. RefSeq names its product diencephalon/mesencephalon homeobox 1b (gene dmbx1b). Gene Ontology annotation, molecular function: DNA-binding transcription factor activity, RNA polymerase II-specific; RNA polymerase II transcription regulatory region sequence-specific DNA binding. Gene Ontology annotation, biological process: regulation of transcription by RNA polymerase II. The coding region runs from base 1 to 1095 and encodes 364 amino acids. NCBI's taxonomy places the organism in Eukaryota, Metazoa, Chordata, Actinopteri, Siluriformes, Trichomycteridae. The transcript is spliced from 4 exons. The record is from RefSeq and is a predicted model, not a curated record.
AUGCAGCAUUAUGGGGUGAAUGUGAAUGGAGGAUACUCUCUACAAGCCAUGAACUCACUCAACGCCAUGUACAACCUCCACCAGCACACCGCCCAGAGUGCACAGCGCGCUCCUGACUACCGACCCUCCGUGCAUGCACUCACACUCGCCGAAAGACUGGCAGACAUCAUCCUGGAGGCUCGGUAUGGCUCUCAGCACAGGAAGCAGCGCCGCAGUCGAACCGCUUUCAGCGCCCAGCAACUGGAAGCUCUUGAGAAAACCUUCCAGAAAACACACUACCCUGACGUAGUGAUGAGAGAACGGCUCGCCAUGUGCACCAACCUGCCUGAGGCUCGAGUGCAGGUUUGGUUUAAGAACAGACGGGCAAAGUUUCGUAAGAAGCAGCGCAGUCUUCAGAAGGAGCAGCUACAGAAGCCGAAGGAGGGAGAGCCCGAUGAGGAGAAGAAAGAGGAGAAGAAAGAAGAAGCUCCACUCACUUUAACCUCCCAUACGCCAUCGUACCUACCAGAGGAGAGUCGACCCACACUCGAGGAGGUGAACGAGGAAGUGAACGUGACCUCACCUGAGCACUCAGGGGUGGAGUCAGGAGUGGAGGAUUUGACUGACAGGGAGGACGAGCUGCCAUCUUUUAGAGGGGAGGAGAAAGAGGUGGGGCCACUGAUGACAGGCGACACGUCACCAUCCUGCAAGCCAACCAGUCCAAAAUCAGACUCUUCACUCGGCUCUCCAUCUCAACCCCCUUCUGGUGUUCUCAGCUCUGGAUUAGUCCAGACAAACUCGUACGCUUCGUCUCCUUUGAGUCUGUUCCGUCUGCAGGAGCAGUUCCGCCAGCACAUGGCCGCCACCAACAACCUAAUGCACUAUGCACCCUUUGACAUGGCCGCCCCAUCUUCCUCCACCUCCCCUUUACCUUACCUAGGCAUGAAUGUAAACAUGCCAGCGCCCCUCGGGCCUCUGCAGUGCCAGUCUUACUACCAGUCACUGUCUCAGCAGGUAUGGAGCAGUCUGAGCAGCAAAACCAGCAGCAUUGAAAACCUGCGCUUCAGAGCCAAGCAGCACGCAGCAUCACUGGGUCUGGACACGCUGCCCAACUGA